Messenger RNA from Lycium ferocissimum, 970 nucleotides. Its product is annotated as nifU-like protein 2, chloroplastic. The record is from RefSeq and is a predicted model, not a curated record. Gene Ontology annotation, molecular function: iron ion binding; iron-sulfur cluster binding. NCBI's taxonomy places the organism in Eukaryota, Viridiplantae, Streptophyta, Magnoliopsida, Solanales, Solanaceae. Gene Ontology annotation, cellular component: mitochondrion; chloroplast stroma. The transcript is spliced from 4 exons. Gene Ontology annotation, biological process: iron-sulfur cluster assembly. The coding region runs from base 46 to 735 and encodes 229 amino acids.
GUAGGCUUAAUUUGAGUCCUUUGUCAUAAGCAGAAAGACAAUAAGAUGAAAGCAGUGAUGCUAUUGAAUCCUUCAACUCCUCCUCGGAAUUCUUCAACCCUAGAGUCCUCCUCAUCAUCAACGCCCUUCCCUCUUCGUCCUUCUCCCAAUAUUUCUGGCUUCUUGUGGAGGAAACAAAAUUCGUUGCAGAAUACGAUUCGUAUUCGUUUACCGGGUGGUUCAAAGCAGCUAGUUGUUAAGGCUGUAGUGACUCCAGAUUCAGUAGCAGAGUUACCACUUACUGCAGAGAACAUUGAGAGUGUAUUGGAUGAAAUUCGACCGUACCUCAUUGCCGAUGGAGGCAAUGUCGCGUUGCAUGAGAUUGAUGUGAAUGUAGUAAAGUUAAAACUCCAAGGAACCUGUGGCUCAUGUCCAAGUUCUGUAGUGACCAUGGAAAUGGGAAUUAGGCGCCGUUUGAUGGAAAAGAUCCCAGAAAUUAUUGCGGUUGAAUCUGUUCCAGAUGAAAAAGCCGGCCUUGAGCUUAAUGAAGAAAACAUUGAGAUGGUUCUUGAAGAAUUAAGGCCAUAUCUCGUUGGUGCAGCUGGGGGAACUUUAGAACUAGUGGCAAUUGAGGAGCCAAUAGUUAAAGUACGAAUCACAGGUCCUGGGGCUGGUGUAAUUACUGUUCGUGUGGCUGUAACUCAGAAACUACGAGAGAAAAUCCCAGCAAUAGCUGCAGUUCAACUUUUGCAGUAGAGGUGUCAUAAGCCUGUUGAAUAGAAGCGGGAUUGGUUCAAUUCGUUUUAAGCCUUUGUACACAGGUCAUGUGCCAUACAAUUUCAUACCAGAGGUUAAAGGUGUUGCAGGCCAAAUAUGUACAGUUUCAUUAUCACGUUUUCUUUCACUCUACUCGGUUCUUUAUUGUAAUCAGAACCAGUGGAAGAGAUUUUGUGGAUAUUAAUUAUCAAAAGAAAUUAUUUUGAUCAGUUUA